GCAGAGUCUGGGCCACAAAGGGUUACGCAAGGCACCCUGGAGUGACACCACUGCCACCAGCCCGGGCGCUCCGCUCCUUCCUGGUCGGAUCCCAGGCUCGCCGGAUGUUGGGUUGAGGAAGGGGCCGGCGGCUGCGAAGAGGAGCCGGAGCCACUCAGAGCCCCCCGGCCGUGCGGCUGCCACCGAGCCCCUGCCCAGCCUGAGCUGGUGGGUGCCCAGCAUGGAGGAGAUGGUGAUCUGGGAGCAGCACACGGUGACACUGAGCAAGGACCCUCACCGGGGCUUUGGAUUUGCUGUCUCCGGAGGCCGUGACCGUCCCAACAGGACAACCGGGGACACAGCGGUGUUUGUUUCAGAUGUGGUGUCUGGGGGACCAGCAAUGGGUCAGCUCCAGAAGAAGGAUCACAUCGUGAUGGUGAAUGGCAUUUCCAUGGAGAACGUCCCGUCCUCUGUUGCCAUCCAGACACUUAAAACCUGUGGCAAGAUCGCCAACAUUACACUGAAAAGGCCGAAGAAGAUUCAGCUCCCUGUGAGCAAGAGCAGCCCUGGGUCCCCUGCCGUGGCCCGGCACUACGACUCAGACGAGGAGUACCGGCUGCAGCGCUCCCGGGAUGACCUGGACCACAGCCAGGGCUACGACGGGGACUCGUCCAGCGAGAGGAGCUCUGGUCACCCGCACGACGAGCGCAGGCAGCACCGGCUGGUGGCACGGAGCCGCAGGCGGAGCCAGGACAGCAGCCACCGCCUGCACGGCAGCUCAGAUCGGAGAGGCCAGGGCAGACACUGCUCCUUUGGCCAGGACGGGGACACCAACGGGCUGGCCCUGGUGUCGGGUUUCAAGCGGCUGCCGUGCCAGGACGUGCCAAUGAAGCCCAUCACCUCGGUCCUGGUGAAGCAGAAGCAGAAUGAGGAGUAUGGCCUGAAGCUGGGGAGUCAGCUUUUCAUCAAGCACAUCGUGGAGAGCGGGCUGGCGGCCAAGGGCAACUCCUUGCAGGAGGGAGACCUCAUCCUGAAGAUCAAUGGGGUAGCCAGCCAGGACAUGUCCUUGGCUGAAACCCAGCAGCUCAUUGAGCAGACAGAGGGGAUCCUGACCCUGCUCAUCCUCCGUGACCACCGGCAGUUCCUGGUCAACAUCCCCGACGUUGACAGCCAGAGUGGCAGCUCCCAGAUGGACGAUAUCUCAGACAUCGACUCUGAGCUGUCCCAUCCACCAUCUCCAGAGGCCUCCCCACGAUCUCCAGCUGCUGCCAGGACAAAAUCACCGGAGAGGGGACGAUCGAGCAGGGAGCCUGUGGCCAAGGUGGCUGUAGCUGAUGCUCAGGGCCCAGACCUUCUGGAAGCCAUGGAGCAGGAUGGGCACAGCCCCCUCACCAGCCUCACUGCCCGAGCUGCCCACAAGGAUGGGUACAGCACCAACGCCAGGGUUGUGCAGUUUGUGAAGGCCAAGAGUGUGGGGCUGCGGCUGACAGGUGGCAAUGAUGUGGGAAUCUUCGUGUCCAGCGUGCAGGAGGGGAGCCUGGCUGACAUCCAGGGGGUUCAGGAAGGUGACCAGAUCCUCCAGGUGAAUGACACCAGUUUCCAGAACAUGACCCGUGAGGAGGCUGUGGAAUAUCUCAUGGCCCUGCCCCCAGGCGAGGAGGUCACGCUGUGGAUCCAGAGCAAGCAGGACAUUUACAGGAAGAUGGUCUCGUCCAACGUUGGUGACUCGUUCUACAUCCGGACACACUUUGACUUUGAGAAGGACACGCCGUCAGGGCUCAGCUUUGUCCGUGGGGACGUGUUCCACGUGCUGGACACCAUGUACCGGGGCAAGCUGGGCAGCUGGCUGGCUGUGCGCAUGGGCAGGGACCUGCAGGAGCAGGAGAAGGGCAUCAUCCCCAACCGGAGUAGGGCAGAGCAGAUUGCCAGCCUGGAGUCGGUGCUGAAAGCCACGUCUGGAGCCAACCCCUCCGGGGCAAGGGCUGAGUUCUGGAAGCUGCGGGGCUUGCGGGGAGCCAAGAAGAUGCUGCGCAAGAGCCGGGAGGACCUGUCUGCCAUCACAAAGCAGGGGCGCUACCCACCCUAUGAGAGGGUGGUCCUCAAGGAAGCCAGCUUCAAGCGGCCCGUGGUGAUCCUGGGCCCCAUUGCAGACAUCGCUGUGCAGAAGCUGAGCAGGGAGCUGCCCGACCUCUUUGAAAUUGCCCCGAGUGUGCCCCGAGAUGGGGCAUCGUCCAAGGUCAUCAAGCUGGACUCGGUGCGGCAGAUCGCAGAAAAGAAUAAGCACGCCCUGCUGGACAUCACACCCUCGGCUGUAGAGCGCCUCAAUUACGUGCAGUACUACCCCGUGGUGGUGUUCUGCGAGCCUGAGAGCCGCCAGGGCAUCAAGGCCAUGCGGCAGUGGCUGGCACCCGACUCCAGGAAGAGCUCCCGGCGCCUCUAUGCCCAGGCCAACAAGAUGAAGAAGUACUGCAGCCACCUCUUCACGGCCACCAUCAGCCUCAGUGGCAGCGGCAAUGCAUGGUACGAGCAGAUCCAGGACAUCGUAAGGACACAGCAAAGCCAGCCAGUCUGGACAACAGCAGAGCAGGCAGAUGUGGCCACCGAGGACAGUCUGGACCUGCUGAACCCACCAAGCAGAGUGCCCUCAGGCUACCUGACGUGUGACAGCCGAGCCAACAGCGACUACGAUGACACCACGGAUGGGGAGGCGGGCGCCUACACAGACGGCGAGGCAGAGGAGGCCUACGACCAGCCUGGGCUGGCCCGUUCCUCUGAGCCAGCACAGCUGGCCCCGAGCCACAGCCAGAGUGAGCAGGUGCCCAAACGGCCACGGCAGGGCAGGAGCUAUGACAGCAUCAGGGAAUACGAGCACGAGGCGGUGAGGAGGAGGUUCACACGGGCCAGGGAUGACUCAGACCAGGAUGAAGGCUACGAGUGGGGCCCAGCCACAGAUGUGUAGUGGCACAGCUGGCCUCUCCCUCCAGGCCAGCCCUCCUGCAGCCCUGCACAGCUGGGUGCAGCUGAGAGCUCAGGUGGUGCCCCAGUGGCCAGGCUGGGCUGGGCCCAAUCCUGCUAUACCCUGCAUCACCAAGUGCCUGCACUACCACGUGCCUCCUUCCCUUUUGGCCACAGCCACUGCUACUGGAAUAAAAGGGAUGUUUGGAUGAGGA
Zonotrichia albicollis (white-throated sparrow) is the source of this 3149-nucleotide messenger RNA. The record is from RefSeq and is a predicted model, not a curated record. NCBI's taxonomy places the organism in Eukaryota, Metazoa, Chordata, Aves, Passeriformes, Passerellidae.